AGCUCAAUCCAUAAAAUUCUCACAGCCCUAAAAACACAACGAAAGAAACACGGUAAAGGGCAAAAGUGUGAGAGCAGCUCUUUUUGCAGUGCACAUUUCAGACAAGCCGGAGAUUUUGUCCUUUCUCUUUUAUAAAAACCUCGUGCGCCCACCACAUCCAUCAUCAUUAAUGUCACAACGUUACUAUUUUCAAAAACCCGUUGGAGCCAAGUAGAAGCUUAAAAUAUCAAUGCGUCAAUAAACCCUCUCUCUCUCUCUCUCUCUCUCUCGUCUCUCGCUCUGCCUGCAUUGAGGAACUCAAAUCAUGAACAACAUUCCUAGCUCUUUCUGAACUUAGCAGAGAGCAGUCAUGGUGUGUUUCCUUGCAUGUUUUGGUUUCUCCAACAAACGAAGGCGGCGAAAACCUUCCUUUAAUGCUCUAUCUGGAGACCAGAAGCAUGGAAGUUAUGAACCUUUACAUUCAUCUGUGCCUCUAGAUCUUGACAUCACAGAAGACCCCAUUGGCCCGUGUUCUGAGUUCAGAGUUAGAGAGAAGCCCAAGGAGAGGCCAAGCCUCAAAAUCAGAAAAAAGGUCCGCUUUAAUUUGAAUGUCCAGACCUAUGAGCCGGUUCCGACCGAUUACAAUCUUUCGGAGAGCGAUGAGGAGAAAGAAAAGAUAAAGAAAUGGGAAGAAACAGAGGAGGGAGGCCUCCUCCCUAUGUUUUCUAAGGGGGACACAACAGAAUGGACAAUGGGCUCGUACCCCUCAAAUUAUAGGUACCAAAAUUGCAGUGACAGCUACGAUGAGGAAAACGACAUAGCUUACGAAGAAAUUGAUCUGGAUGAUGAUGAUGCUGAUAUCGAUUAUUACGAUGACAUUGAAGACAACAGUGACGGGGGUGAUGAAGAAUGUUAUGGAGGCAAUGAAAUUCUCCAUGAACGAGGCCAAGAAGAGGUUUCUUGGCGGUUGGAGUCUUCAUGUAUGGAAUCACAUAAGUUUGUUUCUUCGGUUCAGUUGACAAAGGAUAAAAGCACCAAUAUAAUGCCCACUUGUGCAUCAAACGUCAGAGAACUUAAGCCACUUGGGUUGCAUCAAAAUGCUCGAGAUAGAAGCCACUAUGUGCAUUCUGUGCUAAACCCAAUAGAAAACAUCACCCAAUGGAAAGCAGUCAAAGCGAGAGCAGCACCACCUGAGCGCCAGAGGAAGGAGAACAUAGAAUCAAUGAAAAAACCAACUCUACCGUUUACUUUGAAGCCAAUCGUAGAUCCAAGGUCUUUCUCCCAUCCAAGCCAGUCCAAGCCUCUAAUGCAAGAAAUUGCCGUUGAUGCCAGCCUUUCAAACUGGUUACCAAAGUCAAAUAGAUCUGAGAUCACAACCCAUUGCUCUUGAAGCCAUUUGAGUGAAUAAACAAUUGUCUUGCUGAUCCCAUCCAAGGAGAAGAAGAGAAGGUAGACAUAUUUGGUGUUAAUAGUAGCAGACUCGUAUAUCAGAUUCUCAAGGGAGUAUCUCGUAUGAAAUGUGAUUAAAAAAUUCAAACUCAGCCUACUUCUGCACAACCACUAAAAAGUGCAACUGGUAAACAUGGCUAAUUUGGAUACAACGAUGAAGAUUACAACAGCAGCACAGCCACAACUAGUUUUUCUAAUCUUUCUUGGCUAUUUUAGACGGUGUGAACAAUCUGGCGUGUUGUUUGCGUUUGUGUUUAUAAUCUUUGAUCCUCUUCCGAUUGUUUUGUGAAUAAUGGCGUUGGGUAUUUUUCUAUUCCACCGUGUCGGUGGGUUUUGGUUGUCUCUUGUUAUGUGUUACUGUUUGUAUGAGGGAUUGAUUACAAAUGAAACCAUUCAAUUUCGCUGAUUUUGACAUCAUUCUCCCAUCUGAGUUAA
Molecule: messenger RNA, 1863 nt
Organism: Juglans regia (Persian walnut)
Lineage: Eukaryota; Viridiplantae; Streptophyta; Magnoliopsida; Fagales; Juglandaceae
Exons: 3
Coding region: 350-1369 (339 amino acids)
Biological process (GO): male meiosis II
Source: RefSeq, a predicted model, not a curated record